AUGUAUCUGCACAUGGAUUCUGCAGGGGUCCGUCUGCGCAGCUACGCGCGAGGCAAAGUGUCGCGAGUGGCUCCAGUCAACCGCAACCUCAUCAGAGCGCAAUGGCAUUACGCGUGGGACCAACAGGUUAUGCUCAGAUCCGCACUGACAGGAAACGACAAGCUAGGUAACCAGUGCAUCGGCCUGGCAUAUACGCUGCAGAGGAUGCUUCCAAUGCCUGAGCUCGAAGAAAGAUCUGGGACCGAGGCCAGGAAUUACUGCAGAGCUCGCCGAGUAGCGGCCGGGACUAUUGAAGUCUUGGAAGGAUUAUACGCCGCUGGUAUUCAAUACAGCACUCGCACGCAGCCUAUCGAAAUGGUUGAAGUGGACACCAUUCUCCCUUCAACUACUACGCUCUUCUGGGAGGCUUAUCCCUUGCGAAAAGAAGCAAUUCCACUAAAGAUCAACCUCCUGCUAUCAGCUCGCAACGCCCUGGGCGGCAUUCUGGGCGACACUGUUCAAAUCUUGCUAUUCAACAGAAGCCAACAUUCAAUGUCCACUUUGCUACAAACAACGCGCACCGUGAUACAACGACUAGACGACUGGGGAAACGAGCUACCGAAAGAGCUUCGACGAGUCCCUGAAAUGCCUAUCGCUUCGUUUGACCUGCAGUGGGUGAAUCUUGUCUAUAACGCAGCGGGCUAUCGUUUUGACUGA
This is a messenger RNA of Fulvia fulva, 696 nucleotides long. RefSeq lists its product as uncharacterized. The record is from RefSeq and is a predicted model, not a curated record. The transcript is spliced from 3 exons. Lineage: Eukaryota; Fungi; Ascomycota; Dothideomycetes; Mycosphaerellales; Mycosphaerellaceae. Bases 1 to 696 code for a protein of 231 amino acids.